Branchiostoma belcheri (Belcher's lancelet) is the source of this 1413-nucleotide messenger RNA. RefSeq lists its product as uncharacterized. Gene Ontology annotation, biological process: apoptotic process; proteolysis. Lineage: Eukaryota; Metazoa; Chordata; Leptocardii; Amphioxiformes; Branchiostomatidae. The transcript has 3 exons. Gene Ontology annotation, cellular component: cytoplasm. The coding region runs from base 184 to 1380 and encodes 398 amino acids. The record is from RefSeq and is a predicted model, not a curated record.
AGCGGACUGACCAAUGAGAAAGGCAGUUACCUGAGGUGCCCGGCUACUAAAGUGGACUUUGGCCUGAGGCAAGACACAAUGUCCGCGGUUACUCUAAGCCUCUAUGCUGAUACCUGUCGAAGAAAACGUUGAACACGCGAAGAUUUUCAAACUACAAAUGAUGGGCUAGGACAACGUUAUCUAAUGGAGAUCCCUGCCAUUUUGCUGCUCCAUGAUGAGUAUGGCAAAUAUAAGGAAGGGGUCUCCUCCACACACAGGCAGCUGGUACUAACACUCCGAGAACACCGACCUAAUAUACCUUUGUUCAGCACUGUUUUGAAUGCAACUGAUGCUGACAAACAGGACGCACACCAUGAUGGAGUUGAACUUUUAUUGCCUCAAGUCUACACAGGUGACCCAAGGGAACCAUCCCUGGCCUGGCUUACUUUUGAUCACCAUUCAAGAUACCCACAUCUUCCCUCAAAGGUCAGGAGCAUUGUUGGACAUUUUGACAUCACAAACAAAGCGGCAGUUAACCUUAAACAAAGAUUUCCAAAUGCAAAAGUCAUCCUCUUCACCCAUGACAUACCAGAGGACACUGAAAACUACAAGGGAGCUGAAAAGGCUAUGUGCAUAGAGGCAAAGAAAAAGUCCAUCCUUGAAGAUGCGAAAGAGGCUGAUGUAGUCUUUUCUCUCGGAAACAAGAUAUUUGACUAUUUUCAAAACGAGUUCAGAGCCAUAUGUGAUGAAGAGAAGCCGCCUCACCAUGUCAAGUUUGUGCCAAGGCCUUCCAAGAUCUUUGAAGAUGCAAGGCCUGUUUACAUUGAGGCAGAGACAAUGGUUGUCCUCUCCAUUGGUAGAGUCACAAGUCUUACUGCUGAAUCCCUGAGCAUUGUUGCGGAGAGGAGGAAUAUCAAGUGGCGUGCCAGUGUAGUCAACAACGAAGAUGACUUUAAAGCAAGCAAGGAAAUUCUUGACCACAGCAAAUCAACUCACUUACAAGUGACCCUUUAUCGUUGUGACUCACAAGAAGACAUCUGCCAGCACAUGAUGCAAGCCCACCUUGUUCUGAUGCCCUCUUGUGCUGAACCAUUUGGACUGAUUGGCUUGGAGGCCAUUGCUGCUGGCGUUCCUGUUCUUGUAUCAAGCAAAUCUGGACUGGCAGACUUCAUUAAAGAACAUAUAAAAGAGCUGCGCCAUUCCAUUGUUGAAAUGAUGGAAUUUAGUAAAGAAGGCGCAAAGCACUUGGCUAAAAGCAUAGAGGACAUUUUGAAAAACAACAAGACAGAGUUUGAAGAUGCAGCAAGAUGUAAGAAGAAGCUUCUGUCCACAGAGUACUGGAAAGAGUCUCAUCAUCAAUUCAUCAAAGCCUGUACAUGUGUGACUGAAGGUGAUUUAUAAGCAUUAUUUUUCCAGACUAUAACAAUAUGAUGA